Molecule: messenger RNA, 3074 nt
Organism: Cicer arietinum (chickpea)
Lineage: Eukaryota; Viridiplantae; Streptophyta; Magnoliopsida; Fabales; Fabaceae
Source: RefSeq, a predicted model, not a curated record
AAAUAGAGAGAAUGUCAUCAUACUUUUGUUUUCAGAGUAUCCGAAACUAACAGAAAUUCUUUCUACCUUGUCUCUCUCGCCUUCUCUCAAUUUCACACAACACAACAACCCAAACCCAUCGCACUUCUCAUCUCAACAACACACAGCAUACACAAAAACCAAACCCUAUAGUCUAAUUUCUCUACUUUCUCAGAUACUUCCAUAGUUCCAUUCCAUUCAUUUCGUUCCUCAUUUUCUCACUCGUCAAGCUUCGCUACUUCUUUUUCUUCUUUGCACUCGCUGAAUACGCCCUGUGGUGGUUACUAAAACGACGACGUUCCGUUACCGUCAUCAACCCCUGCCUCGUGUCGUGUCUCUAGGGUUAAUUCUCCCUUUCCUUCCUCUGCCUCUUUAACAACCCUAGUUAACGGAAGUGCUUUUUUCACACCCAUCUAUCACCACGUGCUUUUGUUCUAGGGUUUUUAUAAUUUUUUCUAUUCCUAUUUUAUAACUACUUUUCACUCAAAUAUAUUGUUGUCUUUUAGGGCUUUCCAAUUUUUUGAAUUUCAAUUUUUAGUGCUAUGAAUGAAUCGCUUAACAGUACAUUGAGCUCUACCACUGAAUUUCUGUUGUCUAAAUUCUGAUAGAGACAAGAGGCAUCUAUGAGAAUUUUAUUUUGGAGUAAUUGAAUGCCAUAGUAGAAGUGGUGGCUUUUUGGGCUUAGAGGCGGUGGAGAGGUGUGUUUGUUUUUGGUUAAUUUUGAUCAUGUUCAGUGUUAGUUAUGGAUAGAAGUGAACCUUCAUUAGUUCCAGAAUGGUUGAGAACUGCUGGAAGUGUUGCUGGUGCUGGCAAUUCAGCCCAACAUUUUGCAUCCUCAUCUAGUCACGCGGAUUCUCAUUCUCCAUCUGCAGCACUUUACAAUAGGAACAGAUUUUCUAAGAAUACUAGUGAUUUUGAUAGCUCGCGUUCUGUAUUUCUUGAUCGAACAUCCUCAUCAAAUUCUAGGAGGAGUUUGAUCAAUGUUUCUGCCAAGCACGCUUACAGUAGUUUCAACAGAAAUCAUCGUGACAAGGACCGUGAUAGAGAGAAAGAUAGAUCCAAUUUUAUAGAUCAUUUGGAUCAUGAUGGUUCUGACCCAUUGGCCAACCUCUUAUCUGGAAGGAUAGAGAGGGAUAGGGAUACAUUGCGGCGUUCUCAUUCAAUGGUUUCCAGGAAACAGGGUGAGAUUUUACCCCGUAGAGUUUCAUCUGACACUAAAUCUGGUGCUAGCAGCAAUCACAACAAUGGCAAUGGCGUAAUUUCUGGGGGUAGUGUUGGUAGUAGCAUUCAUAAAGCUGUCUUUGACAAGGACUUUCCAUCACUUGGGGGUGAAGAGAAGCAGGGAAUAGUUGAAAUAGGGAGGGUUUCAUCCCCUGGUUUGGGUGCCGGUGCUAGUCAAAGUCUACCUGUUUGUAGUUCAGCUUUGAUUGGAGGGGAGGGAUGGACUUCUGCACUUGCCGAGGUACCUUCUGUAAUUGGAAGCAGUAGUUCUGGAUCUCUAUCAUCACAGCAGACUGUUACUGUAACUUCUGGAUCUGUAUCAUCCAGUGCAACAUCUAGUCUUAAUAUGGCCGAGGCAUUGGCACAAGCUCCAUCCGGAGCCCGUUCUUCUCCCCAGGUGUCAGUAAAAACGCAACGGCUUGAGGAACUGGCUAUCAAGCAGUUAAGACAGUUGAUUCCAGUAACACCAUCUAUGCCGAAAACUUUGGUUCUUAAUUCUGAGAAAUCAAAGCCAAAAACAGCUGUCAGAAAUGCUGAGAUGAAUGUAGUUACCAAGAAUGUGCCACAGCAACCCUCAGCGUUGCAUAUUGCCGGUCAAUCUGUUCGCAGUUUAAAUGCCAAAGUUGAUGUUCCAAAGACAUCUGGGAAGUUCACUGAUCUUAAAUCAGUAGUGUGGGAAAAUGGUGCUUCCCCUACUUCCAAGGAUGUUUCAAAUCCAACAAAUUAUGCUAACAGUAAAUCGGCAAAUCAACAUGCUGUUGCUUCAGCAGCUGCUCCUACACCGGUGAGGAACCCCAAUAACCUAAAAUCUCCCACAGAGAGGAAGCCAUCUUCUUUGGAUUUGAAAUUAGGCUCUACUUUGGACAAGAAACAAUCCAUUUCUCAAGUGAAGAGCCGGAAUGAUUUCUUCAAUCUCAUUAAGAACAAAACAUCGACAAGCUCAUCUACCAUUCUUCCAGAUUCUGGCCAGAUGGUUUCAUCUCCCUCAUUGGAAAAAUCUGGUGACGUAAACAGGGAGUCAGUCAUGCCUUCUGCAAGUCCUCAAUCUGUUGGAAAUGAGGCUGAACUGACUAGGAAUGGCAAUGCUCAUGCCCAUGAAGAGCUUAGCAGGAUUUCAGAUGAUGAAGAGAAAAAUUCUAUUUCCAGAGCUAUGAUAUAUCCAGAUGAAGAAGAAGCUGCAUUUCUUCGUUCUCUUGGCUGGGAGGAAAAUUCAGAUGAGGACGAAGGCCUUACUGAAGAGGAGAUCAAUGCUUUCUAUCAGGAGUGCAAGAAAUUAGACCCCUCCACUCUCAAGCUAUGCCAGGGUAUACAGCCGAAACUGUCCAAGUUGUUUGAUUCUUAUGCAUCUAACUAAUGUGGAGCAUCUGCAGAAUUUAGCUCUUCUGAUCCCAGAUCUGAAGCUUGAAGUAUUGUUUUUGAAAUCAUAGUUAGAUCCAAGUUUCAAUUUUUGAUGGCAGAGGGCUAGUUCCACUCCUUUUCUUCCGAACGAAGGGCGAUUAAGGUUUAAAGAUGUGGGUGGGUUUUGAAUGGAAUCCUGCAUUUGCAAAUAUUGCAAUAAAUUACAGGUGCCUCAAUCCUGCUUGCUUAACAUGGGGAAUUCUUUUAUUUGCCUUUUUUCUUGGUUAAAAGAUAUAGGGUUGAUAGAAUAGGGGCUAUUUUCUCUGCCAUAGUAGGGUGCUGGGUUAUUGCAUCUUUUGAGGUAUUUUGAUCAGUUUAUUUACUUUCAUUCUACUUGAUAAAGUUUAUGUUUUUGGCCAAUUUUACCAACAAAAGGGAAAUUAAAAGUUCACUUUUAAUUUGAGCAUGUUGAUAUGAUUGAUUAUUCAUCGUUGAAA